Messenger RNA from Ziziphus jujuba (common jujube), 1653 nucleotides. RefSeq names its product mitochondrial import inner membrane translocase subunit TIM50. Bases 92 to 1222 code for a protein of 376 amino acids. The record is from RefSeq and is a predicted model, not a curated record. Lineage: Eukaryota; Viridiplantae; Streptophyta; Magnoliopsida; Rosales; Rhamnaceae. The transcript has 10 exons. Gene Ontology annotation, molecular function: phosphoprotein phosphatase activity.
UUUAUUUCUUUUAUUUCUGUUUUCUCGGUCUCUGUUUUCUGUAUUUCUCAGCAUAAACCCUACUUCAACCCCAGUACGGAAAACCGUGACAAUGUCUGCGAUCUUACUUCGUUCACGUCUUGUAUCAUCAUUGCUAAGGAAUCGAAAUCGACGCCUGUUUAGCUCCGAUUUGGCGACGAACCGAUCCAAUUACCAAUCCGAGUUGUCCUCACACCUUUCCAAAGACCAGCCACUAAAAGCUGCACAAACAGUAGUCGCCGAUCAGCCUCCACCACCACCGCCGCCGCCGCCACCUACUUCUCAGGGUUCGAACAGGUCGAGAAGUAAAGCUUGGAGCUUUCUCAAGUAUGCGCUUUUUGGAGCUGUCACUGGGGCCGCUGCGUUCACUUGUUACGUCUCGUAUGCUUACACUUUGGAUGAAAUUGAGGAGAAAUCAAAGGCUCUUCGAGCAGCAGCACCACUGAAUUACAAGAUACCAGAUGAUGCGCCUGCCCUUGAAAAAUUUAAACGUCUGGCCUACCAUACUGCAUUGUCAGUGCCUGCCAAAGCAACAGAAGUUUACUUGGAUACAAGGCGGAUGCUUGAGGAACAGAUUAAAGGUUAUACUGAACCAUACGCAGACAAGCUUCUUCCAGAUUUGCAUCCUCUGGAGCGACAUGUUUUUACACUAGUUCUAGAUCUACAGGAGACAUUACUUUACUCUCAUUGGACGAGAGAAAAGGGCUGGCAAACAAUCAAAAGGCCUGGAGUUGAUGCCUUCUUGGAACAUCUAGCUCAGUAUUUUGAAAUAAUUGUGUAUUCAGACUAUCCCAAUGUGUAUAUAGAUCCUGUUCUUGAUAGAUUGGACGUCAAGCAUUUGAUACGAUUUAGACUAGGAAAGGCUGCUACCAAGUAUCAAAAUGGACAACAUUAUAGGGAUCUAUCUAAGCUCAAUAGGGAUCCAGCUAAAGUUAUCUAUCUGAGCGCUCAUGCACGAGAAAAUACCCUUCAGCCAGAAAAUGGAGCCCUAAUAAAGCCAUUUAAGCUUGAACUGGAUGACACAGCUCUUUUGGACUUCAUACCAUUCCUUGAAUUUGUUGCCCGUAAUCCUCCAGCUGACAUCAGGCAAGUAUUAGCAGCUUAUGAAGGUCAUGAUAUCCCAGAGGAGUUCAUUCGGCGUUCUAAAGACCAUCAAAGGCGAAUGCAAGAACAGAGGCAGCCGGGUUUGUUCCGGAGACGUUGAGAUCAGAAUAAUGUAAAAAGAGUAGGCAACAAAAUCUGUAGGGAUGAAGUACACAAAGCUUAUGGAUAUGGAUAUGACAUGGAGAGAGUAUUAAUUUAAGACUCAUCAAAGCCAAUUUUUCUUGCACGUCUAAAGCUGUUUUGGCAAGGAAGAUUUUUGAAUUGGUGAAAUGUUUUUUUGGUGCGUCGUUAUUUAUUCAUCUGUGACAUGAGAAUAUGUUGACAUGGUCAUUUUGCAUCUAAUUUUUUGGAAAAUCAAAAUUUUGGCUGAGGACUGAUAUUGUGAUUUGCAUCCUCUCCAAUUCUAUGGAAUGAAGAAUCUCUGGUUGGUUCUGCUGUAUUCGUCAAUUAUAUGUAAAGCUUACUGAAAAUUAGUUAAUUUGGAGAAUGUCACUGUUAAAAAAAAUAUUUGAAAAUAUUCAUUUUGAUUUU